Messenger RNA from Clonostachys rhizophaga, 1029 nucleotides. Lineage: Eukaryota; Fungi; Ascomycota; Sordariomycetes; Hypocreales; Bionectriaceae. The record is from the annotation of a GenBank genome assembly.
AUGCGUUUCUCCAGUACCGUGCUAGCCACGGUGCUGUCGACUUUACUUCCUGUUACACAGGCUGGUCCUGUACUCAUAGCACCACGCCCCCCGCUGCUCCCCAGCAACGGGGACUUCCACGGCUUCGACAAUUCGAUAUUAGAUCGAAAGGCCAAGGUUGCGAUCUCUUCCAUCUCGAACACCACCGACGACGACGGCAGCGUCUCGACAAUACAGUCCAGCUGGAUCAACGCCCAGCCCCCCGAGAUCCGCCUCCUCCCCCGGUCCAGCUUCUCCUCCGACGCCAGCGCCGUCGUCCAGCCCAACACGCCGGCCAAGGACAAGUUCGUCCUCAAGCGCUUCAUCUUCGGCACCGACAACCGGUACCACUGGAACCUCCAGGUAUUUCCCUACCGCGCCGUCGGCCGCAUCUCCUGGAGCUCCGGGGUCAUCUGCUCCGGCGCCCUCGUCGGCCCCCGCCACGUGCUGACGGCGAGGCACUGCCUCCCCAAGGCGGGGGACAGGCUCACCGGCCGCUUCGCGCCCAGCUUCGACGAGGGCGUCGAGCGUGCGGGAGGGGCCAAUAUCAAGGUGGCGCUGGCCAGCCAGCCCGUGAGCAAUGACAGGGAUGGGUGCGGGACCAAGUUUGACUGGGCGGUGCUGGUGCUGGACGACACACUGGGGGACAAUGUAGGGUGGUUUGGGGUGCGGACUCCCCAGAAGGAGUACUUUGACAUGCCUGUGUUCUACCACAUGGGAUACCCGGGGGAUAAGGACGGCGGGUCACAGCCGAAUCUCAUGACGCAUAUUACCGUGUUUGGGGACAGGACAUUUGACUGUGAUGGGACGGGGCCGUUCUAUACGGAUACGGAUGCAGUUGGUGGGCAGUCGGGAGGGCCGCACUGGCUGCCGGAUGAAGAGGGAAACAGGUGGAUUUGGGGCGCAUUGUCCAUUGGCGUGAGUUACGGGGCGGGCCAGGGAUACUCUGGCUUCUCCUCCGGGGCAGAGAUGAUCGAUGCCAUCAACCAGAUGCGGGAGGAGUUUCCGUGA